Molecule: messenger RNA, 945 nt
Organism: Melitaea cinxia (Glanville fritillary)
Lineage: Eukaryota; Metazoa; Arthropoda; Insecta; Lepidoptera; Nymphalidae
Exons: 7
Coding region: 1-945 (314 amino acids)
Biological process (GO): oogenesis; negative regulation of translation
Cellular component (GO): perinuclear region of cytoplasm
Molecular function (GO): zinc ion binding; mRNA binding
Source: RefSeq, a predicted model, not a curated record
AUGGAUUCAAUGCAAUUUAAUUAUAAUAUGGAUGAAAGUAAACCAAUAUUUACUACUGCGAGUGAUAGUCAUGCAACAACAACAACGGAGAGUUUCGCGCCGUCAGAUAACAGACCCGGCAUCAAUUGUCAGGAUAGCGCAUUUUCUCCACUGGCUGCUCCGUUCCAGAGCAGAGUUGGGAACGAACUGCUAUCACUAAUGACUCAACAGGAACCAAGAGCGGCUGACACAGCGCCUUCAGCCGCAGAAUUAGAUGAUGUCUUGAUGAAUCUACGUUUAAGCGGCUCGGAAUUGUUGUUUGAUGAUGUCGAUCAUAACCCACAAAAUUAUUUUCUCGGAGGAAGGGCAGAUCCGAUAACGAAUUCUCAUCCAAAUAUCUGGUCAGAAGGGUCUGGUCCAGCUACCAGGAACGGAGAAAUGAUUGAUACUUUCGACUUCUUGAUAAAAAGCUUGUCGUCGGCUAAUAACUACGUGUCGAUGCUUACACGUGAACAGUUGUCUGUCCUGCGUUCGAUUCGCCCCAGUCUUCUUUACGAAUUUCUACAGGAGGUGGCCAAAGUGCGAAGCGAUAAAAGAAUGAGGAGAGCUCUACCAAAUGAAUGUGCUUUCUGCAAAAACAACGGCGAGAACGAGGAGAGUUACUCAUCGCAUGCUCUGAAGGACUGGCGCGGGCGCGUGCUGUGCCCCGUACUUCGUGCUUUCCGCUGCCCGCGCUGCGGUGCCACCGGCGACCGCGCGCACACCAUCAAGUACUGUCCGGAGAACUCGGAGCCAGGUCUGGAGCGUUCGGGAAGCCUACUCUCUCGCCGCCGCAUGCCGUCAGCAGGCUCGCUGGUGAUAGGCGCGGGCAGUCGUAGCUGCGGCGCGCCGGCCACCCCUGCUCCCUCGCCCUCGCCCAACACACUCGGCCACUCUUCUCUGUGGUCUAGCUUCGGCAUGAACUAG